Molecule: messenger RNA, 597 nt
Organism: Colletotrichum costaricense
Lineage: Eukaryota; Fungi; Ascomycota; Sordariomycetes; Glomerellales; Glomerellaceae
Product: CUE domain-containing protein
Exons: 2
Coding region: 1-597 (198 amino acids)
Molecular function (GO): ubiquitin binding
Source: RefSeq, a predicted model, not a curated record
AUGGCAAACGAGCAGAUCUCGCUGCCGUAUCUGGUGAUGAUACUGCUGGUUACGGCAUUCGUGAUACGGUUCCUGUUCUUUUCGCCCGCCCCGCCACCGGCGCCGCGACAGAGCGCUGCAGCGGUACUACGUACGCGCGAGGCAGCCGUGGAGAGGAUACAGCAGAUGUUCCCGCAAGUAGACAGACGAACGAUUCUUUGGGAUUUGCAGAGAAACGGCGGAAAUAUCCAGGCGACGUCUGAGAGGAUUCUCGCAGGACGGAUGGAAGCUCCUCCAAUCACUUUCCAGCCCCCUCCCCCGCCGGGAGCGAAUAACGCAGCGUCCAGCUCUUCGACACCGGCCAAGGCGCCCGAGAAGCCCACACAGCCGGACCUGAUUACGAGAUACAAGCUCCAAGAUAAGAUCUCGGCGCAGCAACAGCGGCAAGCGGAAGCGGACGCCGCCGCCGUCGCGGAGAAGGAGAAGGAGAAGGCGGCCAAGGGGUGGAGCUCGAACAGGGACGAGAGGCAGUCGCUUUUGCAGAAGCGAAGGGACGAAAUGAUUCUUGCGGCGCGGCGGAAGAUGGAGGCUAAGAUUGCUGCUGAGAAGGCGGCAUAA